Molecule: messenger RNA, 1958 nt
Organism: Chondrus crispus (carragheen)
Lineage: Eukaryota; Rhodophyta; Florideophyceae; Gigartinales; Gigartinaceae
Product: DNA topoisomerase 2-binding protein 1
Exons: 1
Biological process (GO): mitotic DNA replication checkpoint signaling; DNA replication initiation; mitotic G2 DNA damage checkpoint signaling
Source: RefSeq, a predicted model, not a curated record
AUGUAUCAACGCUCCCGAAAGUCUCGCGCCAAGGUGCUAGCAGGAUGCGUGCUCACCUGCUCUGGCGUGGAAUUCGAUUCGGUGGAGGCUGUCGACUCGUUUUGCAAUCGCGUCUCCGCGUUGGGCGGCACAUUCGAGGCAGAGAUUUUGCCCACAGUAACGCAUUUGAUUUGCGCCGAGGCGGGGUCUACUAAGCAUCGCGACGCGUGUCUGCGGAACCUGGAGGCGGGUCCAGAUCGCUCGCGCAUGCAUAUUGUCAUGCCGUCAUGGCUCGACGCCGUCGAGAACGCCCUCGCACGCGUCCCGACGGGCAGUCACGCCUUGCCACCGCUGGAAGGCUUUUCACUAUGCUGCUCCGGAUAUGGCAUGGAUGAGAAACAGAAAAUCGAAACCCUUGCGCGGGAGAUGGGUGCCUCGUUUUCGAAAGUUCUCCGCGUGACGUGCACGCACCUCAUUUGUCUCAAGCCCACCGGGCAGAAGUAUGAUUUUGCGAGGAGCAUGAGCUCAAUGCGAGUCGUCACGAAGGAAUGGGUGUAUCAGUGCGCAAAGGAGAAGCUGCUGGUCGAGGAGGACCUCUACCUCGUCAACCACAGAUCAAGGGCAGCGAAAACGAACAACAGCGAAACUGCCCCGUCCGCGAGGCGAUCAGAGACUUUAGAGCGACAGGGGGGAACAGCUUCAGAUGGCCGUGCGGAAUCAAGUGCGGCACCGAGUUCAAUUCCAAGUGCGGCGCCGACUCGCACUCCAAGUUCUGUUACAAAACAUGUACCACAGCAGGAGCGGGUGUCUAAGUGGAAUGAAACCAAACCAGGCCUGUAUCUGGAUGGGAUGACGUUCUAUCUAACUCCUUGCACAGCACAAGAAAAGGUGUUACAUGCCCCACUAAGAGCCAAAGCGCUAAAGCUCAUUGCGUCUGGGGGUGGGUCUCUCGCCGCGGAGUUGACGCGGCGCGUAAACUAUGUGGUGCUAAUCCGAGCGCCAGUACUACGCACGAAGAUCGCCGAGCUGGAGCGAGCGCAGCGCAUGGGCGUAGCAGUGGUCUCUCUUGAGUGGCUUGAACGCUGCGUGGUGAAGCAGUGCGUCGUGGAAGACGAGGAAGUGGAUCGGUACGACUGGGACGCGGAGGAGCCGAACGAGCGGUCGACGCAGUUCCGGCCGCAGGCGGACUUCCACUCGCGGCUGUUUGUGGGGAUGCGAUGCGCGCUCGGUCCGCUGGCGCUGUACGACACGGGGGCGGUGGCGGCGGUGGCGCGGAAGCUACAACGCGGGAGGGGCAAGGUACUUCCACAUGACGCGCGGGGCGUGGUGACGAGCGGGGUGGCGACGCACGUAGUGUGCGGGGAGUCGCUCUCCGCGGGCGGGCGACGCGUGGUAGAGACAGCGCAGAAGGUGAACUCCCACGUGGUGAUCGUGACGACUACGUGGAUCGACGCGUGCUUGCAGGAAGAGCGGUUGGUGCCCGUGACAGACUGCGUACUUUUUGCGCCCGUGCCGCACGAGACGCCGCUGCGCGAGAUGCUAAGAAGGAAGGUGUCCGUGACGAUCACGGGGCACCAGAUGUCGGCGGAGAGGGAGCCCAAUCGGCGGAGGGACGUGCUCGCGCGGCUGACGAGGGGGCUCGGGGCGGGGUAUAGCGAACGGAUGACGAAGGGGAAGACGACGCAUUUGAUCGCGGACGCGCGCACGGCGACCAGGAGCGAGAAGAUUGAAAAGGCGAAACGAUGGGGGAUCGCGAUCGUGUCGUACAAGUGGUUGCUGGCGUGUGCGGAAGCAGGAGACAUUGUGGACGCCGGGGACUAUGCGCCCGACGAAGCGGACGACAAGGACGCGCUGGUAGAGGAGGUGGACGCGGAGAUAGCCGUGGAGGCGCUUGAGGCCACGGUGGCAACACAACCCGGACGGGCGCGGUCGACAGCGCGGGCGCGGCGUGGGACAGAAGCGGAAGGCAAGUUGUUGGG